AUGGAUAUUGAAAUGCUUGAAGAAAAAAUAAAAUAUAUUGAAGAUGAAUUUGAAAAAUUGAAAAAGGAAGAAUCAUAUAAAAUUGAAAAAAUAAAAAAUGAAAUUAAAUUAUUAGAUAUGAAUGUUAAGGAGUUAAAAAAAAAGAAAAUUGAAAAAUGCAUAGAGUGUAAUGAUAAAUCUUUUGAAAAAAUAAUUAAGGAAAAAAAUGCUUGCAGGAAAAGAAUAAAAUAUAUAAAAGGUGUAAGAAAAGAAAUAUUUUUUGAAUUAAAAAUGUUGAAAGAUAAGAAAAAAAAAGAAAAAACUAAUUUACUAAGCAAAAAAUUUCAAUUAACACAAGUAUAUGAAAUUGCAAAUGAAAUAAAGCAGAACUUUUUAGAAUUAAAUAUUCGAAGACAAUUUUUAUUUAAAUCAAUAUUUGAAAAAUUAACUAAAUUUAAAAACAAAUCUUUAUGUUUUUUCAAUAAAUAUUUAUAUAUACAAAAGGAGAUUAAUUUAUUAUUUCAAUUAAUCAGUAAAAAUGCUUUAAUAGAUAUUUUUGUUCUAAAUAAAAAUGGUUCAUUUUUUCAGAACGAACUAAUAAAAAAUUUUCAACGCUUUUAUUACGAAAAUGAAAAUUCUUUAAUAUAA
Molecule: messenger RNA, 627 nt
Organism: Plasmodium relictum
Lineage: Eukaryota; Apicomplexa; Aconoidasida; Haemosporida; Plasmodiidae
Product: conserved Plasmodium protein, unknown function
Exons: 1
Coding region: 1-627 (208 amino acids)
Source: RefSeq, a predicted model, not a curated record